AUGAGGCGGGCUCUCAAUCUCGAACUCGAAGCCAAGGGACCGGAUCCCGAAUUUGAUACGCUAGUUCCAGCGCUCUUCGAUAAGGUCAUAUCGCGUCUUCUGCGACCACUUGAGAGCGACGGCCGGUCUUUGAAACCCUCGCUCGUGCACGGCGAUCUUUGGUACACGGAUUCGGGGAUCGACGUGGGGACGGGGGAAUCUCUCAUCUUCGAUGCAUGCAAUUACUACGCUCAUAACGAAUAUGAGUUUGGCCAGUGGCGGCCCGUUUGCAAUAGGUUCGGCGCCGAAUACCUGGCAGCAUACCAUUCUUACAAUCAAAUAUCUCCGCCUGAAGAGGACUACGACGGACGUUUGGAUCUCUACAAGCUAAGAUUCAAUACGCACGUAUCUGCCCUCUUCACCCAAAAUCAGGCGCUCAGAGAACAGUACGAAGUUUUGUGGCCCUGCAAGGAACGCUGUUGCUGA
Molecule: messenger RNA, 465 nt
Organism: Letharia columbiana
Lineage: Eukaryota; Fungi; Ascomycota; Lecanoromycetes; Lecanorales; Parmeliaceae
Exons: 3
Coding region: 1-465 (154 amino acids)
Source: RefSeq, a predicted model, not a curated record